Molecule: messenger RNA, 618 nt
Organism: Heterostelium album PN500
Lineage: Eukaryota; Evosea; Eumycetozoa; Acytosteliales; Acytosteliaceae
Gene: prdx4
Product: peroxiredoxin
Exons: 3
Coding region: 1-618 (205 amino acids)
Biological process (GO): cellular response to stress; response to oxidative stress; cell redox homeostasis
Cellular component (GO): cytosol
Molecular function (GO): thioredoxin peroxidase activity
Source: RefSeq, a predicted model, not a curated record
AUGACUGGUCACUGCCACAAGCACGAACAAAUCCGUAUUAGAAAGCAAGCUCCAAAGUUCCAAGGACAAGCUGUCGUCAACGGUGAAUUCAAGGAUAUCUCUUUGGAUGACUACAAGGGUAAAUACGUUUACUUCUUCUUCUACCCAUUGGAUUUCACUUUUGUAUGCCCAACUGAAAUCAUUGCUUUCUCUGAAGCCGCUGAGGAAUUCAGAAAGAUCGGUUGUGAGAUCAUUGCCUGUUCAGUAGACUCUGUCUUCUCUCAUUUGGCUUGGAUCAACACUCCACGUAAGGAAGGUGGUUUGGGUGGUAUCAAGUUCCCAAUCUUGUCAGACAUUACUCACCAAGUCUCCAAAGAUUACGGUGUAUACAUUGAGGAGGACGGUCACACCAUCCGUGGUUCAUUCAUCAUCGGAAAGGACGGUUUGGUCAAGCACAUCCAAUUGAACGACAACCCAGUCGGAAGAAACGUUGAGGAAGCUCUCCGUCUCGUCAAGGGAUAUAUGUACACUGAUGUUCACGGUGAGGUUUGCCCAGCCAACUGGAACCCAGACAACAGCAAGACUAUGAUCCCAGAUCCAAAGGGUUCAAAGGCUUACUUCCAAUCUGUCAACCAAUAA